AUGACGGAAGGUAAUAAGAACUCUGAGGCGACAAGACCAGAUACGAAGACCGAGACGGCUGUCCCUCCAGCUUCCCUGGUGCCAGUUCAACCUACUCCACUUUCUUCGAAAGAUAAGAAUACACAGCGACUAGUAGUCGUCUUGUCGCAGGCUUGUCUGGAAACACACAAGAUCAGCACAGGCGGCGGACCAGGAAGCGACAAGUACGCCCUGCUGAACUGUGACGACCACCAGGGACUGCUCCGGAAAAUGGGAAGAGACAUUUCUGGAGCCAGACCAGAUAUCACUCACCAGUGUCUGCUAACACUUCUUGAUUCGCCGAUCAACAAAGCUGGUAAGCUGCAAGUGUACAUCCAGACAGCCAAGGGUGUUCUCAUAGAAGUGAACCCUUCGGUGCGAAUCCCAAGAACCUUCAAGCGGUUUUCAGGACUUAUGGUGCAGCUAUUGCACAAGCUGUCCAUCAGAUCUGUCAACUCCGAGGAAAAACUGCUCAAGGUGAUCAAAAACCCAAUCACAGACCAUCUACCAACAAAGUGUCGCAAGAUUACGCUCUCGUAUGAUGCUCCGGUUGUGAGGGUGCAGGACUACAUCAAGAAAUUGGAGCCAGACGAAAGCAUCUGUGUUUUCGUGGGAGCCAUGGCUCGCGGAAAGGACAAUUUUGCGGACGAGUACGUGGACGACAAGAUCGGUCUGUCGGAGUAUCCGCUAUCUGCAUCCGUUGCAUGCAGCAAGUUCUGUCACGGCGCAGAAGAUGCCUGGGGCAUUUUUUGA
Ogataea angusta is the source of this 771-nucleotide messenger RNA. RefSeq lists its product as uncharacterized. Lineage: Eukaryota; Fungi; Ascomycota; Pichiomycetes; Pichiales; Pichiaceae. The transcript has a single exon. Gene Ontology annotation, cellular component: small-subunit processome; nucleolus. Gene Ontology annotation, biological process: rRNA base methylation. Bases 1 to 771 code for a protein of 256 amino acids. The record is from RefSeq and is a predicted model, not a curated record. Gene Ontology annotation, molecular function: rRNA binding; rRNA (pseudouridine) methyltransferase activity.